AUGGCCAGUCCUCCAGCAGUUGAAGAUCAAGCCAGGCUGCUGGAAGAUGCCCUGACAGUUGUAAGGCAGCAGACGCACCUGAUGCGCAAGUGCCUCGAGACGCCCGGAAAGCUUAUGGACGCAUUGAAAUGCAGCUCCACCCUUGUUUCUGAGCUCCGAACGAGUAGUCUUGGGCCCAAACAAUACUACGAGCUCUACAUGGGAGUAUUUGACGCUCUCCAACAUCUAUCUGCCUACCUUAAAGAUUCGCAUCCGGUCAAUCAUCUAGCCGACUUAUACGAACUUGUUCAGUAUGCCGGCAAUAUCAUACCUCGACUGUACCUGAUGAUAACCGUCGGCACGGUAUACAUGUCAAUUCCAGAUGCGCCAGUCAAAGAGAUCAUGAAGGAUAUGAUGGAGAUGAGCAGGGGCGUUCAGCAUCCUGUACGAGGGCUAUUCCUACGGUUUUACCUCUCUGGCCAAGCCCGUGAGAAUCUACCUACGACCAAUAGCGAUGGCCCCGAGGGCAACCUCCAAGACUCUAUUAGCUUCACCUUGACCAAUUUUGUUGAGAUGAACAAGCUUUGGGUCCGGCUACAACAUCAAGGUCAUUCGAGAGAACGGGAUUUGAGGACACAAGAGCGCAAAGAGCUCCAGUUGCUUGUGGGCACCAACCUUGUUCGACUUGGAAACCUCGUGGAUCUGGAGACAUAUAAAAGUGCCAUAUUACAGCCUCUAUUGGAACAGGUCGUGCAGUGUCGAGAUGUGUUGGCGCAAGAAUACCUUUUGGAGGUCAUUACACAGGUUUUCCCGGACGAAUAUCACUUACACACGCUCGAUCAGUUUUUGGCUGCGGUCUCUCGCCUAAAUCCUCAUGUUAAUAUCAAAGUUAUCGUUAUCGCUUUAAUGGACAGGCUAUCGUCAUAUGCAGCACGCGAAUCCGAGGCUCAGCCCUCAGAAGAUCGCCAGAAGCAGGAGGAAGAGGCAGUCGCAAAACUUAUGGAGACGAUAAAACUCAACAAGGAAAAGGAAGCGGAACAACCUCCACCAACAGAAUCGAACGGGGAACAAACCGAAUCUGAGCCAAAUGGAGCUGCCGAAGAGGUAGUUGAAGAGCAGGCGUCAGAGCAAACUGAAAGCACAGACAAAAGUACAGACACAGAAGCCCCUGCCAGCUCUGAGCCAGAACCUGCGAAUGGGACAGGUGAGGAAGAUGCGAUGGAUGAGAAAGACACCACUGCCACCAAACACAGAGGCAUUCCAGAGAGCAUCAAGCUCUAUGAGAUAUUCUUCGAGCAAGUUAUGAAUCUGGUAAAUGCCCAACAUCUUCCAAUCCAAGACACGACAGCUCUCUUGGUGUCAUUAGCCAACCUCGCACUCAAUAUUUACCCGGACCGUCUCGACUACGUUGACCAAAUUCUUGAUUAUGCCAAUCAAAAAGUCCAACAGCAUGCAAAUAGUGUGGAUCUUCAUUCGAAAGAGGCACAAGAGAAUUUACUUAGUCUCUUGCUGGCGCCCAUGAAAUCUUACGCCUCCAUUUUCACAGCUCUUUCGCUUCCAACAUACAUUCCAUUACUCCAUUCACAAACAUAUCCAACGCGAAGAGCAGUGGCUGGUGAGGUCGGCCGUGGUCUACAGCGUAAUCUAACCAAGAUAUCCUCGCAGUCACAACUAGAAGGCGUACUUGAGAUCCUAAAAGUUCUAAUCAAGGAGGGUACUCAGCAACCUGCUGGUUAUCCUGGAGUCUCACAAAGAAAGGCACUCGAGACCGACGAGACAAUUGAAGAGCAAGGAUGGCUUGCUCGGAUAGUACAUCUCAUUCAGAGCGAUAACAACGACACCCAAUUCAAGCUUUUACAAAUGACGAGAAAGGCAUAUGCGGAAGGUAAUGAACGAAUCAAAUUUACCACACCAGCUUUAAUCACCUCUGCAAUGAAGCUCGCGCGGCGAUACAAGUCAAGAGAGCACUAUGAUGACAAUUGGGAAUCUCAAUUAUCCGCACUCUACAAGUUCAUGCAUGCGUCCCUUUCUACUCUGAGCACUCGGGUCCCAACUGCUGCAGAGUUAUGUAUCCGCCUAUUCGUUGCUUGUGGUCAGAUCGCUGAUCAAACCGGCCCCGAGUCCGUCAGCUAUGAGUUCUUUGUCCAAGCAUUCACGAUUUAUGAGGAGCAAAUUAGCGAUUCGAGAGCACAGUUCCAAGCAGUCUGUAUCAUUGCCGGAGCUUUGCACGAGAGUCGAAACUUUUCGAGAGAGAACUAUGAUGCCUUAAUUACAAAAUGCGCUCAACAUGGUAGCAAGCUACUGAAGAAGCCGGACCAAUGCAGGGCUGUAUAUCUGGCGAGCCAUUUGUGGUGGGCUGUUCCGAUUGCUGCUAAAGGCGAGGCGGACGAUGAGAAGAAUCUUUAUCGCGAUGGCAAGAGGGUCCUCGAAUGCCUUCAGCGCGCUCUUCGUGUCGCAGAUACAUGCAUGGAUACCGCGGUAUCGGUUGAGCUCUUUGUUGAGAUUCUAAAUCGCUAUGUCUACUACUUUGACCAGCAAAAUGAGGCUAUCACUACAAAAUACCUUAACGGUCUCAUUGAACUCAUCCACUCAAACCUGCAAACAAACCAAGAAUCUGCCACCAUGGAUCACCCAAAACGCCAUUUCCAACGCACAAUAGAUCUGAUUGCAUCUAGGGAAUAUGAGGGUGUCAUUACAACCGCUCCGAAGUAG
Molecule: messenger RNA, 2691 nt
Organism: Venustampulla echinocandica
Lineage: Eukaryota; Fungi; Ascomycota; Leotiomycetes; Helotiales; Pleuroascaceae
Product: Vacuolar protein sorting-associated protein 35
Exons: 4
Coding region: 1-2691 (896 amino acids)
Biological process (GO): retrograde transport, endosome to Golgi; intracellular protein transport
Cellular component (GO): retromer complex; late endosome; retromer, cargo-selective complex
Source: RefSeq, a predicted model, not a curated record